AUUGGAAGAAAAAUAAGGCAGGUUGCUAUUGUGCUGCAUACGCCAACUGAGACGAGUUAGCUGCAAGCAAGCAAAUCGCCAGCCAGCCAGCCAGGCAACGCAGUCUAAGCGCCACAUUUGUCAAGUUCGGUGUAUUUGUUCGUGGCGCUGUGCCAAAACCGUCUUUCAAGGUCGUCGGCAUUGGAGUGGGCAAUAACCACAACGUAGUCGUCGUCUUCGUCAGCGUCGUUAAAGGCAGUGUCAGUGUCGAGCCACUCUCAAAAUACAAAGUUAUUUGGACGGGAAAUAAAGGCCGGAAGUGUUUCAACUUUUGUGGUGACGGUUAGAUAAUAAAUUCAUAAAAAAUGGCUAUAAGCUUUGAGAAACAUCGCGCACAAAUCGUAGCCGCUUGGAAAGAUGUACUGGACGAUAAGAGCAGCACAAAUUGGUCACUUUAUGGCUACGAAGGUCAAACGAAUGAACUAAAGGUUGUGGGCAGUGGUGAGGGUGGAGUCGAAGAACUCUGCGAGGAUUUAAAUAGCGGCAAAAUUAUGUAUGCUUUUGUGCGCAUCGCAGAUCCGAAAACGGGCUUGAAAAAGUUUCUACUCAUCAACUGGCAGGGUGAAGGCGCGCCGGUGUUGCGCAAGGGAACUUGUGCCAAUCACAUACAUGAUGUCGCCAAGCUACUUUCCGGCGCCCAUUUGACAAUAAAUGCACGCAAUGAAGAUGAUAUCGAUUUGGAGCGACUGGUCAAGAAGUUGAGCGCCGUGAGCUCAACGUAUAGCUUCAAAGAGCCCCGCGGCCUGCCGGAUGAGCAGAAGACACCUGUUGGCACAAAUUAUACUCGCGUCAUACCUACGAAGGAGCUGAAUCCAAGUGUAAUGCAAGAUUUUUGGAAGAAGGAAGAGGAAGAGGAGAAGCGACGCAUUGCUGCCGAGAAGGAAGCAAAGCGACAGCAGUUGCUCAAACUCGAGCAGGAGCAGCGUACACGCGAAGAGAAAGAGCAUUUGGAGCGUGAGAAGAAAGUUAUUAGCACGUCUAAGCUACAGCCGGCGCAUGUGCCGAUCAAAACUUCUCCACAGCCCCUAAGUCCGGAGAAAACUGUUGCCAGCAGCUUCACUGCCGGCAUGACUGAAGCCGAGCGCAUGCGCCAGCAGCGCAAUCAGGAGGCGCGGGAACUGAUUGGUUCCCGUGUCAUUGCCGCCAAAGCAAUUUUCACCCAAAACACAAGUCAAGGCCAGUUGCAAACAAAAUUGAACACAGCGCCACCUGCCAAACCUGCGCGCACAUCCAUAGCGCAACGCAUCAACGCCUUUAACCAGCCACAAUCAGCUGAACCGGAACCACGCAAACCCUCACCUACACCCGGUAAAGUCGCUCUCUCGAAAUUCGAGGAUAUUGCCGUCACCAAUAACGGCAUCCAACAGCAUCAACCAACUGUGCAUACCACACACCGUGCGCCCUCGCCAGCCACAGUCACUGUGCCCACUCCCAUACUUGCUCACCAUCACCAAUCCCAAACACAGGUGGUCGAACCAGUUGUAGGAGUAGCAGCGAAAGCGGCGGUUGUAAUGGCGCCCGCGACUGUCGCGACAAAUGCACUAAAUGAAGAGGAGGUGGAGGUGGAGCAACCUGUCAAACCGGAAAUUACCGCCAUUGCCAAUAACGAUGACGUACCCUGGGCAGAUGACUAUGCUGCCGAAAAUGACGAACAAUAUUCCACUAUAAAACGUUCACCACAUAGUAAAUCAAAUUCAUUACAAUCACCAGAGACUUCAUCCUCCAAUGCGACCGAUACGGCGCUCUAUCAGGAUCAAGAUGAUGAGGGCGAGGAGCUGGAAGAGGAGGAAGUGGUGCGCACAAAAGUGUCGGUUACGGUGCAACAACCACAAUCGGCUAAAAAUGGACUAGGCAGCGCGUUGGAUAGAAAUGAUUUGACUGAUUUGGUUAACGAGGAUGACUUCAUCUGUCAGGAGUCACUGGGUGACGUUGGACUGAAAGCAAGAGCUUUAUACGAUUAUCAAGCAGCCGACGAAUCGGAGAUUACUUUCGAUCCGGGCGACAUCAUAACGCAUAUCGAUCAAAUCGAUGAAGGCUGGUGGCAAGGGCUCGGACCCGAUGGAACUUAUGGACUGUUUCCGGCAAAUUAUGUCGAAAUUAUUAACUAAACGAAAAUAAGGGAAUUAAUUAUACACAAGCAACAACCAUUAUUGCAACAAAAAAUGUAAGCGAAAAAAAAACAAACAAAGACACGAAAUUGAUGAUUCAGCAACUUUACAGUUUUACUUAUACUUUUACAAAUGCGAAUAAUUGCAACAAAGGAAAAAAAAUUAUAGUAGUACACCCAACAAAUGAACAAAAUAAUUGAAAUUCAACAACUAUACUCACCAUUGCCGCUCUUAAAAAUAAAAACACACACCAAAUUCAUUAGAAUUCGAAAUUCAGGCACAGCACAAUUUAAUUUUUUUUAUAUAAAUGAAAUCUUUGAGAGAGAAAGAGAGCAAGAGGAGGUUUUAGAAACUCUUAAUACUACUGAAGCAAUUGAAUUCUUAUGCAUUUUUAUAGCAACAUACUUACAUUUUUACUCGACUUUUGACUGCAA
Messenger RNA from Rhagoletis zephyria (snowberry fruit fly), 2581 nucleotides. RefSeq names its product Actin binding protein 1 (gene Abp1). Gene Ontology annotation, cellular component: postsynaptic density; postsynaptic membrane; lamellipodium. The record is from RefSeq and is a predicted model, not a curated record. Gene Ontology annotation, biological process: postsynaptic actin cytoskeleton organization; positive regulation of dendritic spine morphogenesis; neuron projection morphogenesis. Lineage: Eukaryota; Metazoa; Arthropoda; Insecta; Diptera; Tephritidae. Gene Ontology annotation, molecular function: actin filament binding.